Molecule: messenger RNA, 1528 nt
Organism: Caretta caretta (loggerhead turtle)
Lineage: Eukaryota; Metazoa; Chordata; Testudines; Cheloniidae
Gene: NDUFA10
Product: NADH:ubiquinone oxidoreductase subunit A10
Biological process (GO): mitochondrial electron transport, NADH to ubiquinone
Cellular component (GO): respiratory chain complex I; cytoplasm
Source: RefSeq, a predicted model, not a curated record
UUGAGGGUCCUUCUGCUGGGGGCGUCGUGUCGGUCUCAGCGGAAGGGCGUCCUCCUGCUGCUGUGCUGGGUCCGCGAUGUCCUUGCGGCUGGGGAAGCUCGCCCGCCCGGGGGCUGCGGCCGUUCGGGGCCGCCCGGGGCUCGGCGCCCUGCGAGUGGCAAAAAUUCACGUGAGCUCUCAGCAGAAGUUGCGGUAUGGCUGGUUGGCUUAUAUGCUGGGAGAGAGAUCUACUAAAAAGUUCAAUAAAUACAGCAAAAUCUUUACUGUGGAUGGCAAUUUAUCUUCUGGGAAGGGCAAACUUGCACAACAAAUAGCAGAAAAGCUAGGUAUGCAGUAUUUCCCAGAAGCAGAUGUCCAUUAUUUGGACAGGGUCACAGGAGAUGGAACACUACUUGAUGAGAAAUUUAAUGGCCAUUGUAGUCUAGAGAAAUUUUACAAUGAUCCUAAAUGUCCUGAUGGAAAUUCAUAUCGCCUACAAGCCUGGUUGUACAGUAACCGUGUUUUACAGUAUUCUGACGCACUGGAGCUCCUCCUGUCUACAGGACAAGGUGUAGUGAUGGAACGCUCCGUCUACAGCGACUUUGUGUUCAUGGAGGCGAUGUUUCAACAAGGCUAUAUCCACAAAAGAUGUGUUGAUCAUUAUAAUGAAGUCAAGGGCAUCAGUAUCUGUGAAUUUCUGCCACCUCAUUUGGUGAUCUAUGUUGAUGUACCAGUCUCAGAGGUACAGAAAAGGAUCCAAGAGAAAGGAAAGCCCCAUGAGAAAAAGGUGUCUCCUGCAUACCUCCAGAGCAUUGAAGAUAUCUACAAGAAAUCUUUCCUGCCAGAGAUCAGUGAGACCUCUGAGGUUUUGCAGUACACAGCGAGUGCGGCACAGGAUGUAGAGAAGGUAGUUGAAGAUAUUGAGUAUCUGAAGUUUGAUAAGGGACCUUGGCUGGAACAAGAUGAUGUUAGUUUCCAUCACUUGAGGCUUUAUAUGGAGGACAAACAUAAAGUGGUGAACCCUACAACUAUCCCUCGCUACAUCCCAGAAAUCACAAUUGGAGGCAAUGAAUUUGAUAAAAUAUAUUACCAAUACAGAUCGCUUCCUGGUCGCAAUUUUGACAAAGGUUACAACUCCGAGGUGGGGGACAAGUGGAUCUGGCUGAAAUGAAACCCGCCGUGCUUUGAAGCCCUGACACUGAAUGACCACAGAACUUGAAUGAUAUAGAAGCUGCUUUCAGUCUCUCUGCUCACCAUUGACUGUAUAUGCAGCACAAAGAACACACAUGUAAAUGGUCGAGAAAUUAGAGUGUAAGAGAAUGGUCUCAAAGUAAACCAAACCACCGUAAUAUUUAAGGAAACGUCUUGACUCUUCAUGGAAUUCAGCUCAUUUUUAUUUUAGAAUGAUCCACAAUAAUUGUAAUAAUAUGACAUUGCAGUGGUAGCCUUUCUAAGAUCAACAGGGAAUCGUCAUCAAAACGGGGGCUUAAUAUUAUACAGGAUUGUGAUUGUUUGACUGAACUGAAAAGAAAUAAAACCUGUAUCCUAA